Molecule: messenger RNA, 3926 nt
Organism: Saccostrea cuccullata (small rock oyster)
Lineage: Eukaryota; Metazoa; Mollusca; Bivalvia; Ostreida; Ostreidae
Product: xanthine dehydrogenase/oxidase-like
Exons: 34
Coding region: 95-3901 (1268 amino acids)
Molecular function (GO): FAD binding; oxidoreductase activity; 2 iron, 2 sulfur cluster binding
Source: RefSeq, a predicted model, not a curated record
GCCUUUUUCAGGUCUUCAGGGGUCUUUUGAGAAUGUUUGCAGAACAGAAGCUUCAUUUUGAGGGAAAACAACUUUGAUCCCAAAUAUAUGAACCAUGGGGACACUUAUGUUUUUUGUUAAUGGCAAAAAAAUUGAGCUAAAUGAAAAUGAUAUAGAUUAUGGAACAAAACUGUUGUUUUUUCUCAGAAACAGAUUGCACCUAACAGGAAGCAAGAAUGCCUGUGGACAGGGUGGGUGUGGAGCAUGCUCAGUUAUUUUGUCAAAAUUUGACCACCAAUUACAAAAAAUAAGACAUGUGACUGUGAAUGCUUGUAUCACCCCAUUAUACUACCUACAUGGAUGUGCUGUGACCACAGUGGAGGGUAUAGGUACACCACGAGUUGGCUUACAUCCAAUUCAGGAAAGUUUGGUAAAAAGCCAUGGAAUUCAGUGUGGGUUCUGCACUCCUGGAAUAGUUGUCUCCCUUUCUUGUUUACUGCGGAAUAACCCAUCACCUACCAAGUAUGACGUGGAAAGAGCCAUCGAAGGAAAUUUGUGUAGAUGUACUGGGUAUCGUCCUAUUUUGGAUUCAUUGAAGCCUUUUGUUGAUUGCCCUUUGGGAGAAAAUUGUUGCAAAUCAGAGGCAAAAAAAUUGGAAGGUGAUGAAAAUGUCUCAGAAUACAAGACAAUGGAUUCUACUCAAGCUGCUAUUUUUCCUCCAGAACUAAAGAAAUGGGAACCUCCUGAUAAUAAGCUUUCACUGACAUCUGGUUUGACCACUUGGAUUGUUCCAUUCAGUAUGGAACAUCUCAAAACUUCUUGGUCAGAGAACCCAACAGCCCGAUUUGUUGCUGGAGGCACAGCUCUGGGGAAGCAAAUAACGAGAAAAGAAAAGGGUGGUUGUUUUAUAAGUUGUCAUCAGGUUUUUGAUCUACAGAAGAUGUCUGUCAGUGACACAGGUGUAGAUGUUGGGGGUGCUGUCACCUUCAGUGUAAUGGAGGAGUACCUAAUAAAGGCCAAGCUGUCCAGUAAAGAUACAAACAGAUUACAGGUGUUGCAGUCAUUCUUGGAUUGUAUUCGAUGGCUGGCCACUGACCAGAUACGCAAUGUGGCAACUAUUGGUGGUCACUUAGCUUGCCAGGGUACUAACCUUGACAUGACCCCGCUGUUUGUAGCCUUAGAAGCCACUGUUACUCUAAUGGACAUCACCGGAGCAUUACACAAGUUAACAGUAGAAGAGUAUUUGUCAGAUGAACAAACAGCAAAGGAACUUGUACUGAAUGUCCAUAUACCCUUCCACAAAGAGUUUCAGAAUGUCAUAUUCUACAAACAACCAAACAGACGGGGCUAUGACGAUAUCGGGGUCAGUUGUGCUGUGGUGUUAGACAUCACCCAUAUGGGAGUUGUGAAACAUUUUACUGCUUGUUUUGGAGGAUUUACUCAGCAUUUUGUAAAAGUGGUCUUGUCUGAUGAUUUGUUUGAUGCUGAGAGGACAUGGAAAAGUCUCUCGUUUGCUAAACUAGAAAAUCUACUGAGAGAAGGAUUUUUUGUGGAAGAAGUAGAAGUCAAGGAGGAAUUACUGCUUCUCUCUCUCGGCUUCAUAAAGAAAGUUCAGACUUCAGUAAACACACAAGCCAUGGAGGAGAGGCUCCCUAUCCAGACACAACCAGAGCCGUGUAGGUCUAACAUUGUCUUUGAUAGUGCCCCGGUUGACCAGCCCCAGUCUGACCCCGUGUGGAGGCCGAUCCCCCAAACCACCGCCGAGGAUCUGGUGUCAGGACAGGCCAUGUUUAUUGAUGACAUGCCAGCAUUCCAGAAUGAGCUCUAUCUUUGCCUGGUCUUGAGCAAUGUGGCGCGGGCUAAGCUUGUCAGUGUAGACUGGUCAGGUGCCAGGGAUUCCCCGGGGGUGGUGGACUGUAUCGACCACACGUCUGUCCCUGGCAGCAACAUGUGGGGAAUGAUUGUCUGCGAUGAGGAAUUAUUUGCUUCCAAAGAGGUAGUUUACUGGGGACAGCCAGUAGGUGCUGUGAUUGCAAAGUCAAGAGAACAGGCAAAGCAUGGAGCUCAGCAAGUCAGGAUUAAGUAUGAGGAGCUGAAGCCGAUUCUAAGUAUUGAGGAUGCCAUUAAUUCCGAUUCCUUCUUUGAUGCGACAAUUUCAAGAUGUCGUGGAGAUGUCUCCAAGGGCUUUACAGUUUCGGAUCAAAUCCUUGAGGGCUCUGUAUGCACCGGAACUCAAGAACAGUUUUAUAUGGAGACCAUUGGAGCCAUUGGGGUCCCCAAAAGGGAACAGCAUGAGAUAGAAAUGUUUGUUACUCACCAGUCUCCUGCCUUUAUUCAGAAAUCCGUAGCUUCAACUUUGGGCAUACCAAUCAAUCGAGUUAUUGUUCGUCAUAAAAGAACUGGAGGGGGGUUUGGAGGGAAGGAGACUCAGCCGGUGAAGAUCUGUGCUCCUGUAGCUCUAGCCGCUCAAAGGAAUGGUUGCCCUGUGCGAGGGAUAUUAACCAGGAAGGAUGAUUUGACCAUUACAGGAAAACGUCAUCCUUAUUUGUUUAAGUACAAGGUGGGAUUUUGUAAAGGUGGUAAAAUAGAAAGUCUACAUGUCAAAGUUUACUCAAAUGCUGUUUUGGAAUGUACCGUGGACCACCUGGAGGGUUGUUACUCCAUACCUAACGUCCACAUUGAGGGUAAGCUGUGUAGAACAAACACUGUGUCUAAUACGUCCUUUAGAGGAUUUGGGGUUCCACAAGCAUACGUUGCCAUGGAAACAAUAAUAGAUCACAUUGCACAUACCCUGAAACUGCCUGUUAAACAGGUUCAGGAAGUUAAUUUUGCAAAGACUGGAUUUGUACCAUUUACCAAACUACCAGUUGAGGACACAAACAUGCUGAAGGCGUGGCACCAAUGCCAGGAGCAGGCCCAGUAUACCAAAAAAGAGGCAGAAGUCGCUGCAUUUAAUGAAAAAUCCAAACACAGAAAGAGGGGGCUAGCUACGAUGGCAGUCAGAUUUAAGAUUGGGUUUGAUCUUCCGUUCCUUAACCAGGGCAAUGCUUUAAUACAUGUAUACUUGGAUGGUUCUGUAAGUUUGUCACAUGGAGGCUGUGAGAUGGGGCAAGGUCUAAACAUGAAACUCUUACAGAUUGCCUCCAGAGCCCUUGGUAUACCUCUGAGUAAAAUCUACACAGCAGAGAACUCGACACAGACAGUGGCCAAUGCCGGCUCCACCAUGGGAAGUUGUACCACAGACAUCAUAGGGGCUGCUGUGCUGAAUGCAUGUAAAGAAUUACUAAGCAGACUCCAACCAUUAAAGGAAAAGAAACCACAUGCAACUUGGGAAGAAAUAGUAGUAGAUGCCUUCCUUAACAGGAUAAGCUUAUCAGUAAUGGGUCAUGGAAGUCCUGGUGAUGGUGGAAUAUUCUACUACACAUUUGGAGCAGCCUGUUCUAUGGUGGAGAUUGAUUGUCUCUCAGGAGAACACCAGAUUCUGAGCACGGACAUUGUUAUGGAUGUUGGUAAAAGUUUAAAUCCUGGAAUUGAUGUUGGACAGAUAGAGGGAGCAUUUCUACAAGGAUAUGGAAUGGUGGCACUAGAAGAAUGGAAAAUGAAGAGCAAUGGAGAAAUUGAAUGUACUGGUCCUAGUAACUAUAGUCUUCCUUAUGUUAGGAAUUUACCUAAUGACUUCAACGUGACUCUGCUCAGUGACUGUCCCAACAAACAAGCUGUCUACUCCUCUAAGGGUAUAGGAGAACCCCCAUUGUUGCUGGCUAUAACCGUCCAGAAAGCUAUCAGAUCAGCUGUGUUAGCUUCCAGGAGAGAUGCAGGGCUGACUGAAUAUGUCCAGCUAGAUUGUCCAGUAACAUCUACAAAAGUACUCAAAGCCUGCAGUGUAGGUGUUGGAGAUAGAAGAACUGAAAGUCUGCAAUGAUGGUUUUCUUGAUUGAGUAAAAGUG